This is a messenger RNA of Micropterus salmoides (largemouth bass), 6965 nucleotides long. RefSeq lists its product as uncharacterized. Lineage: Eukaryota; Metazoa; Chordata; Actinopteri; Centrarchiformes; Centrarchidae. Gene Ontology annotation, biological process: response to bacterium. The transcript is spliced from 6 exons. The coding region runs from base 55 to 1047 and encodes 330 amino acids. The record is from RefSeq and is a predicted model, not a curated record.
AGCAGGUCAGAACUGCUGUGGAGAAGAAGCAGGAUCAGAGAAGCAGCCAAGAAGAUGGUGUCCUUUGUGAAUGUUUUCCUGCUCUGGUCUUUGUGUGUGGCACAGCAUAGUGACAUCUCUCAGCCGGUUCCUUUCCAAACAGUGAAGCUCGGAGACUCAGCUACUAUUGAGUGUCACAUAAAGAGUGAGAUGGGAAAAAGAGUGUGGUACAAGACUACAGGGAAAAAACUGCAGCUUGUGGUAGAAAUAAACUCCAGCUAUAAUCUGAGUGUAUUUAGUGCUGAAUUUCAUCACCGUUAUUCAGUAAGAUUUGACAAAUUCAUCAGUAAUCUGAGCAUAUCUGCAACAACAUGGGAGGAUGUUGGAACAUACUUCUGUGGAGUAAUGCACUUGGACAGCAUCAAGUUUGGACCAGGAACCUUUUUAAUGCUGAAAGGUGCAAAGAUGAUCAGCGACUCUGUCGUCCAGCAGCCAGAGUCUCAGUCAGUCCAGCCAGGAGACUCUGUGACUCUCAGCUGUUCUGUUCUCACUGGCCACUGUGCAGCAGAACACGUUAGUGUCAUGUGGCUGAAAACCUCAGAUCAUUCUGCUCCAGAAAUGAUUUACUCCUCUGGAAAUAAGAAUGACAUCUGCCAGAGGACUGAGAGCGGAGAAACUACCUGUGUGUCCAACCUUCUCAUGAGGAACCUCAGCUCUGAUGAUGCUGGAGCCUACUGCUGUGUUGUGACUUUGUGUGGACAGAUACUGUUUGGAAAUGGGACCAGGAUUAAUAUUCACAACACCAAGCCACCUGAACAGAGUCCAACCGGUAUCGCACUGACGCUGUCAAACAUCAUUCUUGGGACUGUGACAGUCUUUCUUAUAUGGACACUUUGCAAGAGGAAAGAUUCCACAGAGGCAACUGAUGGCUGUUCAGAAGGCAAUCAGACUAGUGAUGCAGUUAUCUAUGAAGAUUUGUGUUCUGUUCCCAGAAGCCUCCCAGCCAGUCAAACCUCAGUGAGAUCCACUGUAGUUUAUUCUGACAUCAAAUACUGUCCGCAGAACUGAGUUGGGUGAUCUGGGGAAUGCAGAUAAACCAGGCAGAAUGAAGAAUGCCUUGCUACUAAACAAAUAUAUAUCUAUCUAUAUAUGUUUAGUGGUAUAACAACUUUAAAAUAUGAGCUUUAGCUUUGUCAUGUAUGAAGAAGUCAGCCACUGGAGCUUAGCUCUCCCUGAUUAAAACUGUACUCAGCAACUUCACAUCUUUUCAGCAUGAAUGGUAUAUUUAAAUACUGUUGAAUGUGCUACGGACUGAGCUACUGCCACCCCAAUAUCAUGCCGCUGAUUCUGAACAAAGCAAUGGUUUACUGUUUUAGAUGCUUUUUAUUUAAUUGAAUUCUUAAAUUUAAUUUCAGUACUAACGACUAUGGAAAUACUAAAUUGCUGAGUAAACAUUUAUUGUUGGGCAUGUGUGUGCUGCAACAAAUAACUGAAUGACCUGCUGAAUCUGAAUAAUGCUUUUGUUGAUUAUUAUUGUCAUUUUUCUGUGGUUGGUCUAGUUUGAAGCCUUUGGGCCAAUUCUGGCAUGUCAGUUGUAACCACUGUAUUUAGGAGUUUUUAUGGAUUAAAUUUUAAAUGAAAUUAUAUAUAUUUAGAAGCUGCUAGCAGCCUUUAUAUUAACAAUCAAUAAAGAAGUUUAAUCAAUCAAGCAGUCUUGAAUGACUGUGGCUGCUGCAUUAAGACGGCUGCUGGAUAAAGUUAUUUAAAGUACGUUUGUAGUUGUAAAAGUCAGAUGUAGAUAAAAUACAGAAUAAACCUAAGCUCCUAUAAUCGACUAAAAUCAUUCUACAGAAAAAUGGACAGUGGAUGUCAGAGACCUGCUACUCUUACACUAGCUAUAUAUACACAAGCUAUAUUUUCUCACCCUUGUGGUAUCUGUUUUCUGUUUAAUGUGCCAAACGUUUGUGAUGUCUACCUCUGAACAUUCUACCAUGACCUCAAUAUGGAGUGAAUUCUGUCUUGUGAAACAGCUUGAAAAAAAUCAGCGCUGUGUCUUUGCAAAAGCUACAGGGAAGAUGUUGUUACCCAGGAAAACUUCACAAUGAGCAGUUUCUUUUUGACAAUUUCUUUCUUGAGUGUAAAGAAGUUCCAAUAAAAAAUGCUCUGAGAUAGGUCUGUCAUCAUCAAAUGUAAGUUUUUAGAAACACAAACAAUUUCUAUUUAACUGCACUGUUUGAAGAUAAAACUGAAACAGCAUGGCAAUGAGUAAGCUGGUCCUUACGUGUAGAAUAGUAUGAACAGUAGUAGACAAAAAAAAAAUUUAAAAAAGUAAUUAUUCAGACAUCUUUUAAAUAUUGCUUCACAGAGGAAUGUGGAAAGUGAGCACAUCACCAGGAACAGAACAUGUUUGUUGUUGAAGACUGAAGUAAAUAGUUACUAUUUAUGACUAGUAACAGAAUGAAGUGAGUACUAAGUUGAAAAAACUGACAUUGCUCAACACUGCAAACAGCAGAGAAAAUUAUUAAGCACUCUGGAGUUGCAGAGUAAAAAUGAAAGCCGCAUGUUACCGUGUCAGUCAUUCACUCACUCACAUUAGAAGCCUCACCCACAUUUCUUGGUAGCUCAUAGUACCUUAUUACCCCACUAGAACACUGUAAAAAAUUAAGAUGGGAUCCAGACAGAGAUGCUCUCAGGCUAGAGUCCAAGUCAAGUCUCAAGUCACUCGUGGUUAUAAUGAAUGUUGUCACCUGCUGCGUUCAAUCCAGGAUGCUUAGAACACUGCAUAGCUAUCAGGGAUUCUUUAAUUGUAACCUGUUUUUCACUUACAGAGCACAACCAUAUAACGUGCAAUGCAAUUAUGACAGCUUGUUAACUCAGUCAACACAUCCCCCAGACCCUCAAACCCAGUGUGAUGUUAACUAAAUAAAACGUAAAUGUAACGUUACAUGAUCAACAAUAAACCUGUAACCUGUUUGCAGCCAACAUUAAUAAUUAAUGUGACGGCAGCCAGCGGUACAUAAAUAAUUACAUUAAUUGACUUUGAGUAUAUUAACAAAUGCUCAUUCAUCUUUUCAUAACGAAUGAUAGUCGGAGUCAACCUUUGAAAGAAAGCAAGCUAAUGUUAGAUGGCCACUGCUGAGCUAAACAUGUUCACUAACCUCAGGUUACUAAGCUAUUUUGCUUUCAGCCCUUCUUUGUGGAUCUGGAUGCCAUCAUGCACCCACUGUGGCCUCCUUGGCUGUAUGCUUUUCCGCCGGUUCGGCUGAUGCCUCGCCCCCUGAACUGCCUGCGAUUUUCAGCCUUGGCAGUGAUCCUGGUGGCUCUGAAGCCUCUUACUCCUCCAAAUGGUCGGCGUUCCAACACUGGUAUUUGGACCCAGGCCUGUCCACUGCAUGGGGUGCUUAUGUGAUCCAGCUGCUCAUGGACAUAGUUCUGGCAUUCAGUACGGUUAAGACCUACGCUGCAGCCAUUUCGCCUGUCACAACGUGUUUCGCUGACAGGACAGUUUUCGCUCACCCGCUGGUGAAGUACUGCACACCGUUAUGUAAACCCAAUAGCGAUAGCCUUAGAGGGCUGCGUCUAUACUCAUAGAAUCUGGAGUUACAAUACGUAGCUAUCGUUAUGACGGUCAAUGCACGGAUUCACCCUUCACUGUCUACCUUAUUUAUGUAAAUUAAUGUUUAAAUAUUGGCAUUUGUAGGGUGACAAAACCCCAUUUUGAGAGUUAUUGGUCCCUGAUUUCAGGGUGGUUCCCUGUAUUUAUGAAUCUUUAUUAAUAAUUUGUAAUAUUAAUAACUAUGACUAUUUCGACAUUUUUGCUAAUAACCAAACAUACCCCAUCUCAAAUAUUAUAGUUCUAGUCAAAUACAUAUACAAAAUCAUGGACCAGUGGCAUGCAACAGGUCUUCACAAUACUAAGCAUAUCACUCAUCUCUCAUAGGUACCAUGACAGAGCAUGGGCAGCCUGUGCGUAUGUCCUAAGCUGCCAAAUAUGAACACAAGCAGUCGUCUACUAUAGCCUAGCUCUGAGAUGGUGUUUAGGAAUGGUUGAUAUUUUAUGACCUUUGUCACACACACACACACACACUCUGCUUGCUAAUGGUAGGAAAUGUUGGGUCUCUGUAAAUAAUAUUAGAAAGUACGGUCUAGACCAGCUCUAAAAGAAAAGUACAUUGAGAUAGAUUCUGUUAUGAAUUGGCGCUAUAAAAAAAAUUGAAUUUAAUUGAAACAGAAAAGGUAAAAUUCAAAUACAAAGUAUCAGUAAUCAACAGCAAACUACAGUGUGUUAAAAAUGGUUCAGCUGAAAGCUCUGCAGUCAAAUGUGCAGGCCAUAAAGUAAAAUCCGUGUAUUAAAAGAGAAUGUUGUAAUAUACAGAAUUGGAUACAGACACAGACAGAGCGGACUCCAAAAUUCGCUUUGAUCUAUUAAAACUUCUUCUAACCAUAAAUGUACAGAGAGGGCGUGAAGUUUAAACUGUCCAACUCUCAUCAUUUUGUUUUUUACUGUUGUGAAAGAAGUGUGAACUUCUGUGAACAGGUUUCCGCUGAUGGAAACUUAAGACCUAGCUUGAACACAGGAAGACUGAGGCCUGUGGCCCCCAAGCCACAGUGUAGCAGCUUAGACAGUCAUUUUAAAAGGACAGCUGUGUGAACUAAGGCUCAUAUCUUAAAUGCAGAUAACGUGUACUCAAAUGUGAAAUAUGAGCCUUCACCAAGAAAGGACUCAACACUGUAUUGUGACAGCAGAUUAUCAUCUUAUGUUAGCUUUCCUUAGUUCACUAUGAUCACACACCUUACACUAAUAAUUUCAGUUGGUUGUUAUGCAUUAUAAAGUAUAAAACAACUCAAUAAUUGAAGUGUUUCCAGGCUCAGAUCGCUGUCACUGCAACAUUGAUGAGCUUGUGACCGGGAGGUUGCCGGUUCAAUCCCCGGUUCACUCCCCAGAUUGGCAGGAUAUAAUCUGGGUGUGGAAAGUAAACCAAGCAGUGCUUACCACCACUGAGGUGCCCUUGAGCAACCUGGGCAGCUUCCAGGUAUGAAUAUGUAACAGUGUGAAUAUGAUCAGGAUAUGAUCCUGCAAAUGAGAGGCUGCCCUCAGUGAAGCUCCCUGAAUAAAUAAAGGUAAAAUAAAACAUUGGCACAUGUCACAUAUACAGUUUGUUCAUACGUAAGGCCAAAGCAAAGUCUUCACAGAACGGGAUGUUGUUUUUUGUACAUGCUACCACAAACCCAAAGAGCAGGAAGCUUUAACCCAUUUACAGAUAAAAGCAAAGAGAUGAGAUCUUGUGAUGUCUUUGUCUCUUUGUGGUUUCAUGCAGGAUGUUUCUUCAUCAGUUCUUCUCUGAAUCGGAGUUAUAGAUCCUACCUACAUCUAUGCAGAUCUUAAACACACAGUAACAUAAAUUUUUAGAUCAAUUACUAAGAUAGACAAUAGUAGCUAAAAAUGUAAUAUGGAUAUCCACAAGCAUUUAUUUAGAAAGGUAAACAAAAGCAAAACACAAAAUGAAUGCUAACUGAAAUGCACUAAACUAAAGACAAAGAGAUGUGUGUGCGUGUGUCAUUGUUAUGCCUCCUUAUGCAUCGCGUGUACGAGUAUGGACGCACAUGGUCAGGACAAAGAGAGUUCCUCUCUUCACUGCGUGGUUGUGUUUGGGCCAAAUCAGAUGUGAAUGUGUGUGAUCUGUGAAAAGUUCCUUAAGCAUGCUAGUUGUUAGCUGGCAGGUCUGUUGUGGAUUCAUCCAGGCGUAGAAGAAAUGUGGUUCCAUUGCAGUCUUAAGUGUAACUUUCUGUUCAUGGGAUACUGAGUUCCAGGACUCACAUGAUUAGUGUGAUUAGUGACAAUUUGCAUAUUGCUUUAUUCACAUAAGUGCAACCCAAAACACAAUUAUAUUUUCUUCUGUUUUCAUUGUGUAUUUGGCUCUGAGCUUGAGAAAACACAUGUGACCGACAUUCGGUACUGUGCCUGAACACAUCUUGUGCAGAUACUGAACAGGGACUGAAGCUUCUGCUGCUAUUCUACUGACAUGUUGCUUUAUUUUAGCCUGUACUGCAGAGAGGGCAUGUAUCAAAGGUCCCUGUCUAGAAUCUAUCCAGUAGUAGUAGUAUGUCGGCAGCGAGUGCCUCCACAAAUACAAAAGAAUAUAAAGCAUGACAUGGCUGCGCUUCUGUUCACACUGAUUCUGUGUAGUGUUCAUUAAUCCCACUAAGGGAUAAGUUUAUCUCUCUAUGUUUGACUCCACAGCUCUUAAGAGAGUCUAGGACCCAUAAUUUAUUUGCAAGUUACCUGGUCAGUGUUACUGUAUAUUGAAGUCUCUCUUUAUGCAUCUGGUAAUUAAGUCUACCUCCCCCUAUCUUGAUGAAAUUGUUAUACAGCACAACAAUAAGACUAUCUCUAAGUCUUUGGACUGCAGGCCAGACCUAUAACCUUUAAACCAUCUUUGUUCCAGGACAAAAUAAUAAGGAAUGAUUAAAUUAUGUCAUUUUGAAGGGGUUGUGAUGCUAAAAAUAAAGUAUCCACCGUUUUACAGCCGCUUGUUUGGCUACACAUAAAACUGGCUUCAGAAGCAUGGAGCACUUCCUGGUAGCCUGGAGGAAAUGCAAUGUGAACAAGCUGACUAAGUUCUAGCGGUCUGUGUUGCUGCAAAAAAACAUUGCAGGAACACAGUAUCUCACAAAAGUGAGUACACCCCUCACAUUUUUGUAAAUAUUUGAUAUUUUCAUGUGACCCUGAAAAAAUUAUACUUUGCUACAAUGUAAAGUAGUGAGUGUACAGCAUGUAUAACAGUGUAAAUUUGCUGUUCCCUCAAAAUAACACUUCACACAGCCAUUACUGUCUAAACCGCUGGCAACUAAAGUGAGUAAACCCCUAAGUGAAAAGAUCCAAAUUGGGCCCUUUUCCCUCCCCGGUGUCAUGUGACUAAUAGUGUUACAAGGUCUCAGGUGCAAAUGGGGAGCAGGUCUGUUAAAUUUGGUGUUAUCGCUCUCAA